Phytomonas sp. EM1 is the source of this 914-nucleotide messenger RNA. The record is from the annotation of a GenBank genome assembly. NCBI's taxonomy places the organism in Eukaryota, Euglenozoa, Kinetoplastea, Trypanosomatida, Trypanosomatidae.
CUCAGAGAUAACGAAAAGGUGAAAUCUACUUUCGACUUAGUUUCCUACGUCAUUUGAUAGGUAAAAUCCAAGGAAAAGAACAUCUUGCACUCAUAAAAAUGUCAGAGUUUUUUCAAAAUGAUAACCUUUUAAAAGGCUUUCGAACCACAAUCACAGCUGUGAAGACUGUCUGGGAAUGGACGCGCGAUCGUCUCUGGCCAAUGUACACUGUUGCCGUCGUCAUUUCCAUCUUUAAUAUGAUAGCUAUCUCGUCAGAAAAGCAAAUUUUGGCAGACCACUUCUAUGGCAGCGGUGAUCGUACCUUCGAGGCGGAAAAGAAUAGCCGCAUCGAAGAGGGAAAGAAGUAUUUUAACGAGGAGGUGUCGUUAGCAGUGAAGGAGAAGGUCUGGCAGAUGCCGCCGGAGGUGUUUAAGCGACAGUACGCAAGCUCCAUGCCAUAGCCUUCUGAACAAGCUAUGAGCUUGCUCUAAGAAUGAAAAAAUAAGAGCGGAGGAAGAAGAUAAUAACAAAGCACUUUUGUGUAUUGUGUUGUAUUUUUUAUUCUGAAGUUUUUAGAUACAUUAAUUCAAUAAAAUUAAAUAAAAAGCGAUAAAAAUUCUUCAGUCUAUGCAUGUGGGUGUUUCAUUCCCCUUACAUUUGUCGCCUAUAGUGAUCUAUUAAGAUGAGGCGAAUGUGGGGAUCAAGCUUGGCAUAGAAAUAAGAAUGUUUGAUUUUAUCGAGGUGGGGCUUCUUUGUUAUUGUUGUUGUUCAUAAUGUGUACUUAAGCAGGAGAUGACAGCUUCUUUUAGGUGCUUUUCUCCGCCUUCUCUUGUGAGGAGAAGCAAUGGGUAAGGACGAAGCUUGUGAUUUCGUAACUGAGGAAAAAUAUCGGAAAAUUUUGAGUUGGUCACUAUACAUAGCCUUUGGCUCUUUCU